GCUCUCGUCUCAAACGGAAAUGCUUGUUAACAAGUAUCAUCGUGCGUUGAGUGGGCGGAUCUCGCUCCGACAGCUGCUAAACGGCAUUACUACGUGGAAGAGAUGCUUAACCGGUUCGAUGCCGAGGGAACCUGAAGGGCCGGUACUUAUGACCGAAAUACCAGGCCCUCGAUCGCGCAGCUUGCUACAAGAAUUAAGUUCGAUACAACAAGCGUCUUCCGUACAAUUCUUCGCAGACUAUGAAAAAUCCGCCGGUAAUUACAUAAUUGACGUUGAUGGGAAUGUGUUGCUGGACGUUUAUAUGCAAAUCUCAUCAAUGCCUCUAGGGUACAAUCAUCCGGCGAUGCUGGAGGCUCUCGCCGAUCCCGUUAAUCAAAGAAUUAUAGUGAAUAGACCUGCUUUAGGUGUCUUUCCAGGAAAAGACUGGCCUAAUAGAUUAAGAGAUGUUCUACUUAAGAAAGAGUUAGCACCACCGGGAUUAUCACACAUUACGACAAUGAUGUGCGGUUCUUGUUCUAAUGAGAAUGCUUUUAAAAACAUUUUUAUCUGGUACGCCGAGAAACAAAGGCAAGGCAAACCGUUCACGAAGGAAGAGAUAGAAUCGUGUAUGAUGAACCAAAUCCCUGGCUCACCGCGAUACUCUAUUAUGUCCUUUAAAGGUAGCUUUCAUGGAAGAACCUUAGGUUGUCUCUCAACGACUCACAGCAAGUACAUUCACAAGAUGGAUAUACCAGCUUUCGACUGGCCUAUCGCCUCCUUUCCAGAGUACAAAUAUCCUUUAGAAGAAAACGUGCGAGAAAACAAGCAGGAAGAUAAGCGUUGCCUCGCAGAGGUCGAGGAAUUAUUUGAGAAGUACAAAAACGAAAAGAAAAUACCAGUGGCUGGUGUGAUAAUUGAACCUAUUCAAGCAGAAGGCGGCGACAAUCACGCAUCCCCAGAAUUCUUUCAGGAACUUCAACGCUUGAUACGAAAGUAUGGAGCCGCGUUACUUGUCGACGAAGUGCAAACCGGUGGCGGACCAACGGGAAAAAUGUGGUGCCACGAGCACUUUAAUUUAGAUACUCCACCCGACAUAAUGACUUUCAGCAAGAAAAUGCAAUUAGGCGGUUAUUAUCAUUCGGAGGAUCUGAAACCGAAACUGUCAUAUCGUGUGUUCAAUACUUGGAUGGGCGAUCCCAGCAAAGUGAUCCUGCUCGAGACGAUUAUAAAAACGAUUAAAAAAGAGAAUCUUUUGGAUAGAGUUACGUGCGUGGGCAAUUAUCUGUUAAAACAUUUGAUGGAUAUGCAAAAGGAACAUACCAAUGUAAUUAGUGCAGUGCGCGGACGUGGUACUUUCAUAGCAUUUAAUUGCCCCUCGUCUGAAGCGCGAGAUAGCAUCAUCAAGAAACUUGCAACGAAAGGUAUUCAGACAGGUGGCUGCGGCAGCCAGGCUGUGCGGCUGAGGCCUGCGUUGACCUUCACAGAGCAUCAUGCCGAUAUAUUUCUGGAUACGCUUCGCUCUAUUUUAAAAAAAUAAAAAUCAUCUUGACAAUA
This is a messenger RNA of Acromyrmex echinatior (Panamanian leafcutter ant), 1533 nucleotides long. RefSeq names its product 4-aminobutyrate aminotransferase (gene Gabat). The record is from RefSeq and is a predicted model, not a curated record. Gene Ontology annotation, cellular component: mitochondrion. Gene Ontology annotation, molecular function: 4-aminobutyrate:2-oxoglutarate transaminase activity; pyridoxal phosphate binding. Gene Ontology annotation, biological process: GABA catabolic process. Lineage: Eukaryota; Metazoa; Arthropoda; Insecta; Hymenoptera; Formicidae.